Messenger RNA from Pelodiscus sinensis (Chinese soft-shelled turtle), 14457 nucleotides. The record is from RefSeq and is a predicted model, not a curated record. Lineage: Eukaryota; Metazoa; Chordata; Testudines; Trionychidae.
UACAUCGCGCUUAUCUGUUGUGUCUGGUUUGAGUGAACUAAACCAAGGCUUUUUGGGUGAAAGUAAAGAGCAGAUAUUCAAAACCAUAAAACAGACCGUUUACAAUCUAUAUUUUCAUGUGGCUUUUAAUGACAUUUCUGAAGAAUUUGUUAAUGAUGAUAUUAUGUUCUUUCUCCGAGAUACAAGAGAAACAGUUACUGAACCUAAUGAUAUGAAUGAAGCUAAUGAAACUCUGCCUGAAUUGCUAGAAUGUGGCAUCCUGAAUGGUCACACUCUUUUGAUGCUGAAACAUAUUUUCUCACAGGUUUUUUUGCCUGCUUUGUCCCAUAAUCAGCAAAAAGCUGAGGGGUCUGCCUUUCAUCCAGACACUGAAAAGUCAGAUGCUGAAGACAAGCAUUUAACUGAAGCUGAACCUCUUGAAAAAAAGAAAGAGCAAUCUGUGGAAUUUCACAGUUUUCAUAUUAUAAGGAAUGAGUUCUUAAUGAAUAUGCAGAAAUUUCUAAGUCAUAUUCAAAGGACGAUACAACAGAUUGAAGGAGAAAUUAAAUUGGAGAUGCCCACUAUAAAUCUAGAUGCAGAAGUGAGUGAACUUGCCACAGAUCCAGAAGUGGUUGAAACAUUAGAGCACUGUGGAAUGACCUGGAUAACGUUAAUAUCCACAGCUGUUGAAGAACAACUCAGAAAGAUCCCACAGGGUAAUGGUCCACUAGCUGAAAUUGAUCUGUGGCGUGAAAGAAAUGCUACCUUAAGUGCUCUCACUGAACAGAUAAAGCUCCCAUUAGUGAAAAAAGUAUUAGCAAUACUAAAGGAAUCUGAAUCUGGACUUCUUGAAAAUUUGCAGAUAGUCAUAACUGAUCUUAGCAGGCACCAUGUGGAAGCUGUAGAUAAUGUUAGGUUUCUUUCAACGCUGGAGCGCCAUUUGAAGAAUUUAACUCAUGGAACUGGCUUUAACAUUGUCUUGGAUACAAUUCCUUCAAUGAUGAAUGCAUUAAGAAUGGUGUGGAUUAUCUCACGGCAUUACAACAAGGAUGAGCGGAUGAUUCCCCUCAUGGAAAGAAUUGCAUGGGAAAUUACAGCAAGAAUCUGCAAAGUUGUGGAUUUACGUACUUUGUUUAAAGAAGAUAGAAGCAUUACAAAAACUAAAUUGGUGGAAGCCAAAGGCACUCUUGAAAUAUGGAAAAAAUCCUAUUUUGAUACUCGUGCCCAAAUUGAAGCCUCGGGAAGAGAGCAACGAUGGGAAUUUGACCGAAAACGUCUAUUUGAAAAAACAGAUUAUAUGACUUCAAUAUGUCAAGAUCUAUAUGAUAUUGUGCAGGUUAUUGAAGAGUUCUACAAUAUAUUUGGUCCUGAAUUGAAAGCUGUCACUGGAGAUCCAAAGCGUAUUGAUGAUGUAUUGCGAAGGGUUGAUGGUCUGAUUAGUCCUAUGGAAGUGCUGACUUUUGACCCUUUUAGCAUCAAAUGUGCAUCUCAGUGGAAAUUUGUUAUGGAAGAUUUUAAAUCAGAAGUGCUGGUUAUAGAAAAGGAGGCCAAGAACUUUAUUGAUGAGUCCUUUAAGACCCUUCGAUCAGCAGAAGCUGCUUUUGACAUGCUCCUAAACUUUAAACACAUCCGCUCUCGGGAAGCCAUCAAUAGACAGAUGAUGAUGAAAUUCAAUGAUAUUCUGGCACAGUAUUGUAAAGAGGUAGACAUAGUUAAUAAGAUCUUCAUCCAAAACCUCAGUAAUCCACCCCUAUACAAGAAUCAUCCUCCAAUGGCUGGAGCAAUAUAUUGGUCCCGAUCCCUUUUCCAUCGAAUCAAACACACUGUUAUUCGAUUUCAAGAAGUUGAGGAGUUGCUGGCUAGUGAGCGUGGGAAGGAAGUAAAACAAAAGUAUCUGGAAGUGGCUAAGAGAAUGAAAGAAUAUGAAGAUUUGAAAUAUGAUCAUUGGAGAGACUGGACAGAACAGAUGCUCCCUGUACUACUGAAAAAAACCCUGCUUGCUAAAGUCCAUUCCUCUGGGACCGUAGUCCAAGCUAAUACAGAGUCCGCUGAUCAGAGCCCACGUUCUGAAGAGGCUGACACCGGGGAGAAGUGGAGCCAUUUCACAGUCAAUUUUUCUCCCAAACUCCAAGAGGUUAUCAAUGAAACAAAAUACAUGGAGCAGCUGGGGUUUCCAAUACCUGAAAUAGCAAGGAACGUGGCACUACAAGAAGACAAAUUUCUUAGAUACACAGAUGGAAUGAAACAGAUGCUGGAGCACUAUCACAAAUUAAUGGAAACACUAAAUGAGGCAGAAAUCCAGCUUCUCGAUGACCACAUUCAAGAGCUUUGGAGAGUAUUUAGAUCAGGGUAUAAGAGACUCAACUGGAACUCCUUAGGAGUGAAGGAAUUUUUUGAGUAUAUUAAGCGCGAAAGAUCUAAAGACGUGGAACACAUUGUUAGAAAGUAUGCUGCCAUUGGACCUCUGCUAACAAAAAUGGAAGGGCUGGUUGCCAACACAAACACUGGCAAAGCUGUAAAACUAGUGUCAUAUUAUGCAUUUUGGGAAAAUAAAAUUUAUCAUACAUUGACACAGUUAGUGCUGAAGAAUUUGCAGACUUUUAAUGCAGCAGUUCUUCGUGAUGUCCCACUGUUCCAAACAGAAACAAUUUUAUCGGCUCCUGAGAUAAUCCUACAUCCUAAUGCCAGUGAAAUUGACAAAAUGAGUGUUCAUUGUAUCAGAGACUGUGUUGAAGUUACUAAGCAUUUUGUACGUUGGAUGCAUGGCACCUGUAUUGACUGCCCCCCUCAGCAUGCUGAAGAAGAUGAACUCGUCACUUUGAGUUUUUUUAAUGACAUCUCUCAGAACCCGUUAAUAAUUGAACAGGCUGUUCUCAUCACUCAAAACAUACACAAGCUUCUGAAUUCUCUCUCCAAGUACUUGAAUCGUUGGAAGAGAUAUCGCCCUCUUUGGAAAUUAGAUAAAGCCAUUGUUAUGGAGAAGUUUGCUGCAAGGAAACCAGCCUGUGUCACCUUUGAUGAAAAGUUGCAGUUCUAUAUUAAGAUAGCUCAGGAAGUGACUCAACAACCCUUGAUGAAAGAUGAACAGUGCAUUAGGCUUAAUGUGGGCCCUUUAGCCUAUACAGUACAGGAAAAUGCAAAAGGUUGGGUGAAUUCUCUUGGAAAACUUCUCAAUGAAUCUGCAAAAGAGGAACUCUUCAAUCUUCAAGAAGAAAUUGAGAGAUUAUCACAGAAUCUUAGGAAAACUCCCGAUUCUUUGGAAGAUCUCAAAUUUGUCCUUGCUACAAUUGCAGAGAUAAAAGAUAUGUCUUUACAGGUAGAAUUAAAAUAUUUAGACAUUCAGGAGAGAUACCGUACCCUUGCAGUAUACAACAUUCCGACAACUGAAGAAGAGAGAGGAAUGGUUGAUAAUAUUAAGAAAAAGUGGGAGACCCUCUUAUUUGAUGCAUCAGAAGUUGAUCACAGCCUGGGAAGCAUAAAAAAGACAUUCACGGAGAUUACGAGGGAGCAGAUUGGAGACUACAGUAGCCAGAUAGCAGAUUUUUUCCACAGAUUUACUACUGAAGGGCCUGGUGCCGUUGGAGAGAAUCUUGACAAAGGUUUGGAGCUCUUAGAUGUUUUUGACAAAGAACUGGAAACACAUGAGAAGAAUCGUCAGGAAUUGGCUAAUGCUGAGAAACUUUUUGACCUUCCAAUCACAAUGUACCCUGACUUACUAAAAAUGCAGAAGGAUAUGAAGGGUCUAAAGCAGAUCUAUGAAAUUUAUAAAUUACAAAGAGCUGCUAAAGAGGAAUGGUCACAGACUCUCUGGAUAAAUCUCAAUGUGCAGUUUCUCCAAGAGGGUAUUGAAGGAUUUCUUAAAAGUCUCCGAAAGCUGCCUAGGCAAGUGCGCAGUGUGCCAGUGGCUUAUCACCUGGAAGCAAAGAUGAAGGCAUUCAAGGACUCCAUUCCUUUGCUGCUUGAUUUGAAAAAUGAAGCAUUGAGAGAAAGGCAUUGGAAAGAUCUUAUGGAGAGAACUGGCACUAGUUUUGAAAUGACAACAGCAACUUUCACUUUGGAGAAUAUGUUUGCUAUGGAGUUGCACAAACACUCAGAUGUUAUCAAUGAGAUAGUGGGAUCUGCUGUUAAAGAACUUAGCAUUGAGAAGGGUGUUAAGGAUAUAGUGGAAACUUGGGAGAACAUGAAAUUUACAGUCCAAAGAUAUUUCAAAGGCACUCAAGAGAGAGGCUUUAUUUUGGGAUCUGUUGAUGAAAUUACUCAGAUUCUUGAUGACAAUGCUGUCAAUCUUCAGAGUAUCUCAGGCAGUCGAUUUGUAGGUCCUUUUCUGUCAACUGUUCACCACUGGGAAAAAACUCUGUCUUUGAUUGGUGAAGUUAUUGAGGUCUGGAUGGUGGUGCAGAGGAAAUGGAUGUACCUUGAGAGCAUUUUUAUUGGUGGGGAUAUAAGAUCACAGCUUCCAGAGGAAGCAAAAAAAUUUGACAAUAUAGACAGGAUAUUUAAAAAGAUAAUGGGUGACACUGUAAAAGACCCAGUGAUAAAAAAAUGCUGUGAAGCCCCAAAUCGACUCAGUGACCUCCAGCAGAUAAGUGAUGGUCUAGAGAAAUGUCAGAAAAGCUUGAAUGAUUAUCUGGAUUCAAAGCGGAAUGCUUUCCCCCGAUUUUUCUUUAUAUCAGAUGAUGAGUUGCUUAGCAUUCUUGGUAGUAGUGACCCUCUCUGUGUUCAGGAACACAUGAUAAAGAUGUAUGAUAAUAUAGCAUCCCUGAGAUUUGAAGAGGGUGAUAGUGGUGAAAAAAUAGCAACAGCCAUGAUUUCAGCUGAAGGAGAAGUGAUGGAGUUCCGGCGGGCCAUUGCAGCAGAAGGCCGAGUUGAGAACUGGAUGACAUCUGUUUUGGUUGAAAUGAGAAGGACAAACAGACUCAUUACUAAAGAAGCCAUUUUUCACUGUGAAGAUAGAAGCAGAGUUGACUGGAUGUUGAUGUUUGAAGGCAUGAUGGUGCUGGCUGCUAAUCAGGUCUGGUGGACUUGGGAGGUGGAGGACGUUUUUCAUAAAGUGAAGAAAGGAGAAAAGCAGGCAAUGAAACUUUAUGCCAAGAGAAUGCAUGAGCAGAUUGAUGCCUUGGUUACCCGAAUCACAAAACCAUUGAAUAGAAAUGACAGAAAAAAAUAUAAUACUGUUCUCAUCAUAGAUGUCCAUGCCAGAGAUAUUGUUGAUACAUUUGUAAGAGACAGUAUCAUGGAAGCUCGAGAGUUUGAAUGGGAAAGUCAGCUGCGUUUUUACUGGGAUCGAGAGCCGGAUGACCUGAAUGUGCGACAGUGCACUGGCACCUUUUCCUAUGGUUAUGAAUAUAUGGGCUUGAAUGGAAGAUUAGUUAUUACUCCCCUUACAGAUCGUAUCUAUCUAACGCUCACACAGGCUCUAUCUAUGUUUUUGGGAGGAGCACCUGCAGGGCCAGCAGGUACAGGGAAAACAGAGACAACCAAGGAUCUGGCCAAAGCCCUGGGCUUGCUGUGUGUUGUAACAAACUGCGGUGAAGGCAUGGAUUUCAAGGCAGUUGGUAAAAUAUUUUCCGGUCUUGCCCAAUGCGGGGCAUGGGGAUGCUUUGACGAAUUUAAUCGCAUAGAUGCUUCAGUACUUUCAGUCAUCUCUUCUCAGAUCCAGACAAUUCGAAAUGCUCUAAUGAAUCAAUUGAAAACAUUUCAGUUUGAAGGGCAAGAAAUUUCUCUAGAUCCACGAAUGGGCAUUUUUAUCACCAUGAAUCCUGGGUAUGCGGGCCGUACUGAACUCCCUGAGUCUGUAAAAGCUUUAUUCAGGCCUGUGGUUGUGAUUGUGCCAGAUCUCCAGCAAAUCUGUGAAAUCAGCCUCUUUUCUGAAGGAGUGUGGAUUGGGACUUCUUUUUUAUAAUACUGUUUAUUCACUCUCAAAUAGGCCCUUGCUAAAAAGAUGACAGUGUUAUACAAAUUGGCAAGAGAGCAACUUUCAAAACAGCAUCAUUAUGAUUUUGGACUGCGUGCUCUCAAGUCAGUACUAGUGAUGGCUGGAGAACUGAAGAGAGGAUCACCAGAUCUUCACGAGGAUGUGGUAUUGAUGAGAGCACUCCGCGAUAUGAAUCUUCCUAAGUUUGUGUUUGAAGAUGUACCUCUCUUCCUUGGCUUGAUCUCUGACCUGUUCCCUGGCCUGGAUUGCCCCCGAGUCCGCUACCCCAACUUCAAUGAUGCAGUAGAACAAGUGCUGGAAGAAGCUGGCUAUGUCGUUUUACCAAUCCAGGUGGAUAAAGUAGUUCAGAUGUAUGAGACAAUGUUAACUCGUCAUACUACUAUGGUGGUUGGACCUACUGGAGGUGGCAAGUCUGUUGUCAUUAAUACUUUGUGCCAGGCUCAAACCAGGCUAGGAUUAUUGACAAAGAUUUAUAUGCUGAACCCCAAAGCCAUGAGUGUGAUUGAGCUGUAUGGCAUUCUUGACCCUGUCACACGAGAUUGGACAGAUGGAGUUCUCUCUAAUAUCUUCAGAGAAAUUAAUAAACCUACUGACAAGAAAGAGCGAAGGUACAUUUUAUUUGAUGGAGAUGUGGAUGCUCUCUGGGUGGAGAAUAUGAAUUCCGUAAUGGAUGAUAACAAGUUGUUAACCUUGGCCAAUGGGGAGCGCAUAAGGCUGCAGGCUCACUGUGCUCUAUUAUUUGAGGUUGGAGACUUACAAUAUGCAUCUCCUGCUACCGUAUCCCGUUGUGGGAUGGUCUUCGUAGAUCCUAAAAACUUGAAGUAUAAGCCCUACUGGCAGAAGUGGCUUAAUCAGAGAGGAAACCAGCAGGAACAAGUUGAGUUAAAUCGUCUCUUUGAAAAAUAUGUACCAUACCUUAUUGAUAUGAUUGUAGAAGGAAUUGUGGAUGGCAAGCAAGGAGAGAAACUGAAAACCAUUGUUCCCCAAACAGAUUUAAAUAUGAUUAUGCAGUUGACUAUGAUGCUGGAAGCCAUAGUAGUUCUGGAACCCGAUGAUCCUGAUGUUCUGGAGUGCUACUUUCUGGAAGCUUUGUACUCUUCUUUGGGUGCUACCCUCCUUGAUGCCGGAAGAAUUAAAUUUGAUGAAUGUAUUAAACGUAUUUCCUCAAUGUCAACUGUUCAAGAUGAAAAUGUCAUGGCUAAGCCUGGGGAACUGCCGGGCCAGCUUCCAACUUUGUAUGACUUUCAUUUUGAUGGAUAUCAAAAAAAGUGGGUACCUUGGAGCCAACUAGUCCCUCAAUACUUUCAUAAAUUUGAUGUGAGAUUUAUUGACAUUCUUGUUCCUACUUUAGAUACAACACGCACUACAUGGUUAUUAGACCAGAUGGUAAAAAUCAAACACCCGGUUGUUCUUGUUGGUGAAUCUGGUACUUCUAAGACUGCGACUACACAAACAUUUCUAAGAAACCUAAACCAAGACACUAAUGUGUUGCUAAUAAUUAACUUCUCUUCUCGUACAACAUCAAUGGAUAUUCAAAGAAACUUAGAAGCAAAUGUAGAGAAACGUACAAAGGAUACUUAUGGACCUCCUAUGGGAAAGCGCCUCCUGGUUUUCAUGGAUGAUAUGAACAUGCCAAGGGUUGAUGAAUAUGGCACACAGCAACCAAUUGCCUUGUUGAAGUUGCUUUUGGAAAAAGGUUCCUUAUAUGACCGUGGCAAGGAGAUGACUUGUAAGAGUCUUCGAGAUCUUGGCUUUAUUGCUGCCAUGGGCAAAGCUGGAGGAGGUCGUAAUGAAGUUGAUCCUCGAUUCAUUUCGCUCUUCAGUGUUUUCAAUGUACCUUUUCCUUCUGAGGUGUCUUUGCAUUUGAUUUAUGCCUCCAUUCUGAAGGGUCAUACUAAGACUUUUAAUGACUCAAUAGCAGCGAUUACUGACAAGAUGACGUUCUGUACUUUGGAACUGUACAAAGCCAUAGUUCGGGACCUACCCCCAACUCCUUCCAAAUUUCAUUAUAUUUUUAAUUUGCGAGAUCUCUCCAGGGUCUACAAUGGGCUUGUUCUUACAACACCAGAGAGGUUCCAAACAGUCACACAGAUGGUGCGAGUCUGGAGAAAUGAGUGCCUGAGAGUUUUCCAUGACAGAUUGAUCAAUGAAGUAGACAAAAUACUGGUACAAGGGCAUAUACAAGGCUUGAUUCAAGAGCAUUUCAAAGAUGAUUUAGAGCAGGCCAUGAGAGACCCUAUUCUUUUUGGAGACUUCAGAAUGGCACUGAAUGAAGGGGAACCUCGUGUCUAUGAGGACAUACAGGACUAUGAUGCAGCAAAAGCUCUCUUUCAGGAGAUUCUUGAAGAGUACAAUGAAGUUAAUACAAAAAUGAACCUGGUGCUUUUUGAUGAUGCCCUGGAGCAUUUAACCCGUGUGCAUCGCAUCAUACGGAUGGAUCGUGGCCAUGCCCUGCUUGUAGGAGUGGGAGGCUCAGGAAAACAGUCCCUUGCAAGACUGGCCGCAUAUACAGCUGGAUGUGAGGUGUUUGAAAUUGUUCUGAGUCGAGGAUAUGGAGAAAACAAUUUCCGUGAAGACUUGAAAACAUUGUAUAUAAAGCUUGGUAUUGAGAACAAGGCCAUGAUUUUCCUGUUUACAGAUGCCCAUGUGGCAGAAGAAGGUUUUCUGGAACUCAUCAACAAUAUGUUAACUUCAGGAAUUGUACCAGCACUUUUUCCAGAUGAUGAAAAAGACUCUAUACUCAGUCAGAUUGGAGAUGAAGCUAUUAAAGCUGGAGUGGGACCUGCUAAAGAAAGUGUCUGGCAGUAUUUUGUAAAUAAGAGUGCAAACAACCUUCAUAUUGUCCUUGGGAUGUCACCAGUUGGUGAUACCCUGAGAACACGUUGCCGAAAUUUCCCAGGUCUUGUCAACAAUACUGGCAUUGACUGGUUCUUGCCCUGGCCCCCACAAGCCUUAUAUGCCGUUGCCAAGUCCUUUUUAGGGGAAAAUCCAUUGAUCCCAGCAGAGUACUCAGAGUGUGUGAUUGAGCACAUUGUCAUGGUGCAUGAAUCUGUAGGGAACUUCAGUAAAAAAUUCCUACAAAAGUUGAGACGCAGCAACUUUGUUACGCCAAAGAAUUAUCUUGAUUUCAUUAAUACUUACUCAAAAUUGCUGGAAGAGAAAAAUCUGUUCAUUUUAGCACAAUGCAAACGCCUGGAGGGAGGAUUAGAUAAACUGAAGGAAGCUACUGUUCAGCUGGAUGAACUAAAUGAGAAACUUGCAGAGCAGAAAAUUGUAUUAGCUGAAAAAUCAGCUGCCUGUGAGGCCUUGUUACAAGAGAUAGCAACCAACACAACAAUAGCUGAGGAGAAGAAAAAAUUGGCUGAAGAAAAAGCGAUGGAGAUAGAAGAACAAAAUAAGGUCAUUGCUGUGGAAAAGAAGGAUGCAGAGACGGCCCUGGCUGAGGCUAUGCCUAUUUUGGAAGCUGCUAAAUUGGAGCUGCAGAAGCUUGAUAAGUCUGAUGUCACAGAAAUUAGAUCCUUUGCUAAGCCUCCUAAACAGGUGCAGACUGUUUGUGAAUGUAUCCUCAUAAUGAGAGGAUACAAAGAAUUAAACUGGAAGACUGCCAAAGGAAUGAUGUCUGACCCAAAUUUCCUGCGAUCCCUAAUGGAGAUAGAUUUUGAUGGAAUUACUCAGACCCAAGUUAAAUCUGUUAGAGCUCUGUUAAAGAAUCUUAAUACAACAUUUGAAGAAAUGGAAGCUGUUAGCAGAGCAGGAUUGGGAAUGUUAAAAUUUGUCGACGCAGUAAUGAGCUAUUGUGACGUAGCUAAGGAAAUAAGGCCAAAGAGAGAAAAGGUGGCUAGGUUAGAACGCAACUACUACUUAAGUAAACGUGAGCUGGAAAAGAUACAAACAGAGCUGGCAACAAUUCAGAGGGAGCUAAAAGCUUUGGGUGACAAGUAUGAAGCUGCAAUAAAGGAAAAACAACAGUUACAAGAAGAAGCAGAGAUCAUGGAAAGGAGACUUAUUGCUGCUGACAAGCUCAUCUCUGGCUUGGGAUCUGAAAAUAUAAGAUGGACAAAUGACUUGGAGGAGUUAAAAAUACGAAAAGUGAAACUGCUAGGUGACUGUCUGCUUUGUGCUGCUUUUCUGAGCUAUGAAGGGGCUUUCAAUUGGGAAUUCCGCAAUGAUAUGAUAUAUCACGAAUGGCAAGAAGCUAUCCUCUCACGAGAGAUUCCUCUCAGCCAGCCUUUUAGAUUGGAAAGCCUCUUGACUGAUGAUGUAGAGAUCAGCAGGUGGGGUUCCCAAGGUUUACCUCCAGAUGAGCUCUCUGUUCAGAAUGGCAUUUUGACAACUCACCCCCAGCAGCAGGCAUUAAAUUGGAUCAGAAGAAAAGAAGAAAAAAAUAAUCUGAGGAUGGCUUCCUUUAAUGACCCUGAUUUUCUUAAACAACUAGAAAUGGCCAUAAAGUAUGGUAGUCCUUUCUUGUUCCAUGAUGUGGAUGAAUACAUAGAUCCUGUCGUUGACAAUGUCUUAGAAAAGAAUAUAAAAGUUGCCCAGGGGCGAAUUUUUAUCGUGCUGGGAGAUAAGGAAGUGGAUUAUGACCAUAACUUUAAAUUGUAUCUGAACACCAAGCUAGCUAACCCUAAAUAUUCACCAUCUGUGUUUGGAAAAGCCAUGGUUAUUAACUAUACAGUUACACUAAAAGGUCUUGAGGAUCAGCUGCUCAGUGUUAUUGUGGGGUUUGAAAGAAGAGAGCUAGAAGAGCAGAGAGAACAUCUCAUCCAGGAAACCAGUGAGAACAAAAACUUGCUGAAAGAUUUGGAAGACUCUCUCCUCCGGGAAUUGGCAACGUCCACAGGAAACAUGUUGGAUAAUGUGGACUUGGUGCAUACUCUGGAGGAGACAAAAGCCAAAGCAACUGAGGUAUCAGAGAAACUCAAACUGGCUGAGAAGACAGCAGUGGAUAUUGACAAGUUGCGAGAUGGCUACCGACCUGCUGCUAAGAGGGGCGCCAUUUUGUUCUUUGUUUUGUCUGAAAUGGCCCUUGUCAACACCAUGUAUCAAUAUUCUUUGGCCUCCUUUUUAGAUGUAUUUGGGUUUUCACUUCGGAAAUCCAUGCCCAAUUCAAUUCUUCCAAAGAGACUAAAAAAUAUCAUGGAUACAUUGACAUUCAAUAUAUAUAACUAUGGCUGCACAGGGUUGUUUGAGAGACACAAAUUACUCUUUUCCUUUAAUAUGACUAUCAAGAUAGAGCAAGCUGAUGGUAGAGUCCCCCAAGAAGAACUGGAUUUUUUUUUAAAAGGCAAUAUUUCCCUGGAGAAGAGUACACGAAAGAAACCAUAUGCUUGGCUUUUUGAUCAAGGCUGGGAGGACAUAAUUCGCCUCUCUGAACUAUUUCCUGAGGAGUUUGGGUCUCUUCCAGAUGAUGUGGAGAAAAAUCCAGAAGUAUGGAAGGAAUGGUAUGAUCUUGAUGCCCUAGAACAAACAUCAUUUCCUAUGCAAUACCAAAACAGUCUCACGUAUUUUCAGAAGUUGCUGCUUUUACGGUGUUUCCGAGUAGACCGCGUAUAUCGUGCAGUUACUGACUAUGUCACUCUGACAAUGGAUGAGAAAUAUGUUCAGCCUCCAGUGAUCAGCUUUGAAGCUAUCUUUGAGCAGAGCACACCUACCUCGCCCAUUGUUUUUAUCCUAAGUCCUGGCUCUGACCCUGCCAGUGACCUCAUGAAACUGGCUGAUCGGACAGGCUUUGGAGGGAAUCGACUCAAGUUCCUCGCAAUGGGACAAGGACAAGAAAAGGUUGCUCUUCAGUUGCUGGAAAAUGCAGUGGCUGGUGGCUGUCAUCUUUUGGUGAAAUGGCUGAUUGAUUUGGAGAAAGCAUUGGAGAGAAUUACUAAGUCUCAUCCAGAUUUCCGCCUGUGGCUUACUACUGACCCUAUCCAGGGCUUUCCCAUUGGAAUACUUCAGAAGUCUUUAAAGGUUGUAACAGAACCUCCAAAUGGACUGAAACUGAAUAUGCGAGCCACCUACUUCAAAAUUCCCCAUGAAGCCAUUGAGCAAUGCCCACAUGGCGCAUUUAAAUCUCUGGUCUAUGUCUUAGCAUUUUUCCAUGCUGUAGUCCAGGAGAGAAGGAAGUUUGGGAAGAUUGGCUGGAAUGUACCAUAUGAUUUUAAUGAAUCGGAUUUCCAGGUGUGCAUGGAAAUCCUGAAUACGUACUUGACCAAAGCCUACCAGCAAAAUGAUGACAAAAUUCCAUGGGGUAGUCUCAAGUAUCUCAUUGGAGAGGUCAUGUAUGGUGGGCGUGCAAUUGACAGCUUUGAUCGUCGUAUUCUGACCAUAUAUAUGGAUGAGUAUUUAGGGGAUUUCAUAUUUGACACAUUCCAACCAUUCCAUUUUUAUAAAAAUGAUGAAGUUGAUUAUAAAAUCCCAACAGGAGACACAAAGGAUAACUUUGUUGAGGAGUUAGAGUCUCUGCCACUUGCUAAUACCCCAGAGGUGUUUGGUCUUCAUCCUAAUGCUGAAAUUGGAUACUAUACACAGGCUGCUCGAGAUAUGUGGUCUCAUCUACUUGAGCUGCAACCUCAAACAGGGGAAUCUAGUACUGGAAUUAGUCGAGAUGAAUAUAUUGGACAGGUUGCAAAGGACAUAGAAAAUAAGAUACCUCAGAUAUUUGAUCUUGACCAGAUAAGAAAGAUUUUGGGAACAGAAAUUUCACCGACAACAGUUGUACUAUUGCAGGAAUUGGAACGUUUUAACAAACUGAUCAUCCGUAUGUCCAGAUCACUAGCUGAACUACAGAGAGCUUUGGCUGGGGAAGUUGGAAUGAGCAGUGAACUGGAUGAAGUGGCUCGAGCUCUCUUUAAUGGACACAUCCCCAGCAUCUGGAGAAAGCUGGCACCAGACACACUAAAAACACUUGGAAACUGGAUGAUUUACUUUAGGAAUAGGUAUAAUCAGUACACAUCCUGGGUUAAUGAGGGUGAACCAAAUGUUAUGUGGCUCUCAGGACUACAUAUUCCAGAGUCUUAUCUCACAGCACUUGUUCAAGCCACCUGUAGGAAAAAUGGUUGGCCACUGGAUCGCUCCACCCUGUACACACAAGUGACCCAGUAUGCUACUGCAGAGGAAGUCACCGAACGCUCUGGACAAGGAUGCUUUAUUUCUGGUCUAUAUCUGGAAGGUGCAGACUGGGACAUUGAGAACUGCUGUCUUGCCCGGAGCAAGCCCAAAGUGUUGGUGGUAGAUCUGCCUAUUCUAAAGAUAAUUCCCGUUGAAGCAUAUCGCCUCAAACUACAGAAUACAUUCCGGACACCUGUGUACACAACUUCCACAAGAAGAAAUGCUAUGGGCGUUGGUUUAGUUUUUGAAGCUGAUCUUUCAACCACAAAGCAUAUUUCUCAUUGGGUGCUCCAAGGAGUCUGUCUCACUUUGAACUCUGACUGACACUGCAAACAGCCCAUUUACCAUAUCUGACAUGAACUGGUAGAGAUGCUGAGAACAAUUUAUGAAGUCAAAUUAUGCCAAGAAUCACUGGAUCAAGUUUUUUGGGGCCUGCAUUUUCAAGAGAAUCCUAUUAUUUUUAAACAGGCCUAGAUAUAUUUGCUGCAAAUACUUAUUUUGAAAACUUUCCUACGAUGUUAAGGUUUAGUAAAUACAAAAGUACCAUGUAGUUUGUUAACUUGUAUUUAAUUCUGUCUGGAUGUUUAAUGACAAAUUUUAGCCAUUUAUUUCAAUUUAUAUUUAACUUUUUCUGUACCACUGAAAAAUAAAGAUUUUCGCUGUUUGGUCUAGAGAGUUCUUAAAAUGAAACAAUCUCAUUUACAAAUACUAUGUCUGGUUGGUAAGACUCUAAGCUGUUUUCACUUGUGUGUGUGUCCCCCUCACCCCCACUACUGUCUUUCUGUACAAGAGAUUCUUUUCAUGCUCAAAGAGCAAAAGUCGAUUGUUUGGUCAUGGCCAGAAAUUGGUGUUGGUUUCCAUAUCAUUGUAGUUUCAGGCACAGAUGGGAAUUAGAUUAGCUAGUGCUCUGGAAGUAAUCCAAUGAUCUAGAGGAUAAGAACCUACUUCAAACUUCUCCUAAGAAAUUUUCUUUUAUUAGUUUAGAUCAUGAAUGCAGCAGCAUUUUGAAAUCUUUAUUUGCUCACUUCUGCUUCUUGUGAUUACAGACAAGUCAUACUGUUGCAAGAAUGAAUGUGGCAGCUAACUCCCAGAAAUUUAGGAGUUAAAAGAAUAUGGUUACUCCCAAUAUGCAUUUGAAAUUUUUAUGUUGUAUGUGUAUUAGGGGUUGGGAGAAAGGAAGGAAACAGGCACAGAGCUGGAAUGUUAUUGGCAGAGUUAAAGCAGGAAUAGUGCUUGGGAUCAUAGGAAUCAGAUAGGACAAGUCAAAGAUAAAGGAUGUCAGAAUGAGUAUUGAGUGCCAGCGUGACAGUACCCUAAGGAAAGCCAGGUUCUCUAGCAUUGAUUUCCUGUGGUCACUUAGGGUACGUCUAGACUACAUGCCUCUGUCGCCAGAGGCAUGUAGAUUAGGCUACCAGGCAUAGGAAAAUGAAGCGGCGAUUUAAAUA